CGAAGAAGCACAGAGCAUAAUCAUCCUCAGAGCAGGUAGGAGGUGAGAGAAGGAUGCCGUCCAGCCACUUUCCAUACACUGUGUUGAUACUCUUGCUUACUUCCUCUUCAUCCGCCAGGUGUCAAGUUGCAGAUUUCAUUCAAGAUAUAUUUUGCUGGAAUCAAGAUUUCCGACUGGACUGCAACUGGAAUAGUGUUCUUGCCUUCCAUGAAGCGUACUUCACGAACGACGAGGCACAACUCAACCGCAGCAUGUGCGCGGACAUUAAGGAUGGAAGGGAAUCCUGCACUGAGGAUUUAAGAACGUCCAUCAAUAAAAGGUGUUCCGGCAUGUCACACUGCCAUUAUAAUUUGACAGAGGAUCACCCAGACAGAGAAUGCAGAUGCAAAGGAGUGAUCGUUCUACGCUACUCGUGUGUUCCAGAGAAAAAGAUCGACAAAUUCUGCAAUAUCAAGAUAACAGGCACCAGCGGAUACAUAUCUUCUCCUGGAUAUCCCCGCUUUUAUCCAAAAGUCUCCAAUUGCACUUGGAACUUAGAAUCGUCCAUCAAACAGGAAAUGAAGAUUACAGUGUUGGAUAUGGAUCUGAGACCAGGAAUCCAGACCAGAGGCAAAGAAAUAUGUCCGGAUUCUCUAGUGAUUCUGGAGAACAAUCAUAAAGUGCUCUACACUUGUGGGCAAGCGGAUGACAAGACGAGAAUACCUGUUCUAACAACAGGUGGCCAUGUCCAGAUUACAUUUAAGAGCAACGAAUUUUUGCCAUCGAGGGGAUUUCUCUUAUAUUAUAAAUUUAAUGGAUGCCAAAAACUGCCACCACCGCGAUUAGGCUAUCUCGUAUACAGUAACAACCGUUCCGCUAUGUACAUGUGCUGCAAAGGACACGUCUUCAACGAUACGCUGUCCAAUUCUUUGCUCUUGCAGUGUGUGGACGGUACCUAUUGGAACGGCACAGUCACUCAAUGUUUAACUGUAAAGGAAGCUCUUCGCUACAGAAAUAAUAACACAGAUGACUUGGAUGGAAUACACGAGGCAGAUGUUGUAGAAGUAUAUCUUAGAAAAUAUAAAUACAUAGAAGAAAUCCUCAUCCCAGCCGCAUGCGUAGUGGGCUUAGUAUUUGGAAAUGUAGCAAUAAUUUUAUUAAUACAGAAAAUCAGAAAGAAAAGAAAAGCAAGUUCUUCUCACCAUAAUGGCAGAUCAACAUCAGUACCACCUUCUGUAAGUAGUACGCAAGUGCCUCAAACUCUACAUGUACCAACAACUAUUCCAACAGAACCUACCGUCCCAAAUGUCCAAAAACACACAAUAGUAACACCAACAGCACCAAAGCCACCUAUGCCUCCACCACUGCCAGUGGUCAGACAGGCUCCAAGGGUGCUGAUGACAGAUUUAUAAUCAUCUUCAGAACUGAUAUUUCAUUGAAUCUCAAGACUGAAAAUGUAAAGAAAUUGCAUUUCUUUUUAAUAUAGUUCCGAAUCUUUUUGGAACAGCAAA
This is a messenger RNA of Argiope bruennichi, 1490 nucleotides long. RefSeq names its product mannan-binding lectin serine protease 1-like. Gene Ontology annotation, molecular function: serine-type endopeptidase activity. The transcript is spliced from 8 exons. The record is from RefSeq and is a predicted model, not a curated record. The coding region runs from base 54 to 1391 and encodes 445 amino acids. Lineage: Eukaryota; Metazoa; Arthropoda; Arachnida; Araneae; Araneidae.